CCGCCGGCUCGGCCCCGGCCCCGGCCCCGGCCCCGACCCCGACCCCGACCCCGACCCCGACCCCGACCCCGACCCCGACCUUCGGGCGAGCAGCCCCGGGGUGGAGAUUGUGGCUGCUCCUUUCUCAGGGUGAAGAUGAGUCUGCACCCCAACUCCCACCUCCACUUCAGGGUGGCCCCAUGGAGAGACUGCAGAAACGCUGGCUGUCCUGUCUUUGGGCAGACUGAGCAUGGUUAUUCUGAGACAAAGAGAAAUGGAGAAAGGAGGUGAAGACAGAGAGCAGGAAAGAUAGACACCUGAAGACCUGCUUCACCGCCUGCACAGGCGACUCCCCUGCAGGAGUGGUGACUGGCCGAGGAGAGUGGGUGCCAGCAUGUGGCGCAUCCUGCGGGGCUGUGGGGGCACGUGGAGCGCGCGAGGUCUGCAGAGGCCCCCAGGCCUGUGCGAGCUGUCGGGAGGCCCCCCGGAGGAGCACAGCUACGUGGUGGUGGGUGCGGGCUCGGCGGGCUGCGUGCUGGCCGGGCGGCUGACCGAGGAUCCAGGGCACAGCCUGCUGCUGCUGGAGGCGGGGCCCAAGGACACGUACCUGGGCAGCAAGCGCCUCUCAUGGAAGAUCCACAUGCCUGCGGCCCUGGUGGCCAACCUAUGCGACGACAAGUUCAACUGGUGCUACCACACGGAGCCGCAGGCGGGGUUGGACGGGCGCGUGCUGUACUGGCCGCGUGGCCGCGUGUGGGGCGGCUCAUCGUCGCUCAACGCCAUGGUGUACGUGCGUGGCCAUGCGGAAGACUACAACCGCUGGCAGCGCCAGGGCGCGGAGGGCUGGGACUAUGCGCACUGCCUGCCCUACUUCCGCCGCGCUCAGGCGCACGAGCUGGGUGCCGACACCUACCGCGGAGGCAGCGGCCCGCUGCGAGUGUCCCGGGGCCGCACGCGCCACCCGCUGCACUGCGCCUUCCUGGAGGCGGCGCGCCAGGCCGGCUACCCGCUCACCGAAGACAUGAACGGCUUCCAGCAGGAGGGCUUUGGCUGGAUGGACAUGACCAUCCAUGAAGGCAAACGCUGGAGCGCAGCCUGUGCAUACCUACACCCUGUGCUGAACCGCCCCAACUUCAAAGCUGAGACCCAGACGCUGGUGACUAGGGUGCUGUUUGAAGGCACCCGGGCUGUGGGUGUGGAGUACAUCAAGAAUGGCCAGAGCCACACGGCCUAUGCCAGCCAGGAGGUGAUUCUGAGUGGAGGUGCCAUCAACUCCCCGCAGCUGCUCAUGCUCUCCGGUGUAGGGAAUGCAGAUGAGCUCAAGAAGCUUGGUAUCCCAGUGGUGUGCCACCUUCCUGGUGUCGGCCAGAACCUGCAGGACCACUUGGAGAUUUACAUCCAGCAGGCCUGUACCCGCCCCAUCACACUUCACUCGGCACAGAAGCCCCUGAAUAAGAUCCGGAUUGGUCUGGAGUGGCUCUGGAGGUUCUCAGGGGAUGGAGCUACAGCUCACCUGGAAACAGGCGGCUUCAUCCGGAGCCAGCCCGGGGUCCCCCACCCCGACAUCCAGUUCCAUUUCCUGCCAUCCCAAGUGAUUGACCAUGGACGGACCCCUACCCAGGAGGAGGCUUACCAGGUGCACGUGGGGACCAUGAGGGGCACGAGUGUGGGCUGGCUCCAACUGAGGAGCGCCAACCCCCAGGACCACCCUGUGAUCCAACCCAACUACUUGUCAACAGUAGGAGAUCCGGCGACGGGAAAAGCCCCUGGCGGUGUACACCUUCUCCAACCGCAGCCAGAAAGCGACAUUGUAGACUUCCGUCAUUGUGUGAAGUUGACCAGGGAGAUUUUUGCGCAGAAGGCUCUGGAGCCCUUCCGGGGUAAAGAGCUCCAGCCCGGCAGCCAUGUCCAGUCAGAUGAAGAGAUUGACGCCUUUGUGCGGGCCAAGGCAGACAGCGCCUACCACCCGUCGUGCACGUGCAAGAUGGGUCAGCCCUCAGAUCCCAGUGCUGUGGUGGACCCGCAGGCCAGAGUCCUCGGGGUGGAGAAUCUCCGGGUGGUGGAUGCCUCCAUCAUGCCCAGCGUGAUCAGUGGCAAUCUGAAUGCCCCCACUAUCAUGAUUGCUGAGAAAGCAGCCGACAUAAUUCGGGGCCGACCUGCACUCUGGGACAAGAAUGUCCCCAUCUACCAGCCGGAGACCCUGGCCACCCAGCGUUGAGAUGUCUACAGGAGCCAGCCAUGGACUGAAAAGAACAGCUAAGUCAAACUUUGCAUCUUAAGCCAGCAAUGGUGCAGUUGUGCAGAAGAAAAAUUGUCAGGCUUGAGCAUUUUGGAAGGUGACAUUUAAGCAGCAUUACAAAGCUCUUGGAUCUUUCAACCUGUUGUGCUUUCAUAAUGUAAUCCGGUAACUUAUUUUUGAAUUGAACUAUCUUAUCUCAAUUGUUCUUACACUGUAAUGAAAAUGAGAUGCAUUUUGGAUUGA
Molecule: messenger RNA, 2461 nt
Organism: Erinaceus europaeus (western European hedgehog)
Lineage: Eukaryota; Metazoa; Chordata; Mammalia; Eulipotyphla; Erinaceidae
Gene: CHDH
Product: choline dehydrogenase
Exons: 12
Coding region: 374-2197 (607 amino acids)
Cellular component (GO): mitochondrial inner membrane
Molecular function (GO): flavin adenine dinucleotide binding; choline dehydrogenase activity
Source: RefSeq, a predicted model, not a curated record